AUGUCGUAUCCACCGCCCCGCGCUCAGUCUCCGCUGUCUCGAGGCCGCGGUGCUUCUCCCCGCCCGCCUCCUUCAUAUGCCCGCUCAUCUCUAGACCGACCCUCUCCUUCGUUGGGCCCGCGUAACCUGGAAGAUGAGUUACGACCUGGCGUACCCCCUCCAAUAUACGUGAGGAGGUCGGGCACACAGACUAUCAGCGGGAAAGGCAUUUUGAAGAUCCAUGUCCCUGGUUGGGCUUGCGUCUUGUUACGCCCCCCUCGACUUCUUGAUCUGCACCCUCUCGACUCUAACAACGGGGAGCGCAACCCUCCUUCGAAUGACACGGUUCUCACGGGAGUACUCGAAAUCCUCAUGACCGAAAGGCGAAGAGUACACGCCGUCUCUGUAGGUGUCCAGAGUGUGGCGCGCUUGCACUUGGGGCAAGGAAGAGGAUGGGAAGAAGAUGGGAUAUUUGAGAGGGGUGUGGAGGUGCUGGGAGGGAAUGAAGAAGGCAUCUGGCUUGAAAAGGGCACUCAAUCGCAAGUUCAUGUUUCAAUGGUAUGA
Messenger RNA from Cryptococcus wingfieldii CBS 7118, 543 nucleotides. RefSeq lists its product as hypothetical. The record is from RefSeq and is a predicted model, not a curated record. The transcript has 2 exons. Lineage: Eukaryota; Fungi; Basidiomycota; Tremellomycetes; Tremellales; Cryptococcaceae. Bases 1 to 543 code for a protein of 180 amino acids.